Zingiber officinale is the source of this 1578-nucleotide messenger RNA. RefSeq lists its product as uncharacterized. The record is from RefSeq and is a predicted model, not a curated record. The transcript has 4 exons. NCBI's taxonomy places the organism in Eukaryota, Viridiplantae, Streptophyta, Magnoliopsida, Zingiberales, Zingiberaceae. The coding region runs from base 636 to 1361 and encodes 241 amino acids.
UUAUACACAGUGGCGGAGGCAAGGGGGCGCGAGGGGGUGCUAAAGCACCCCCUUCUCUUGGAAAUUUCACCAGUAUACCUUACUUGCUCUUUAUUCGUACCCCCUACCUCAGUUCCAGGUCGGUGUGGAAGCGAAAGUGAUGGUGAGCUCUCAGAUGACCUACGUUCCGGUGAGGCCUUCGUCGAUGUUUUCUGGAUCUAAGAAAAUGCGCAUGCACUGCCUCAUCGAGGAAGAGGGCAUCGUGCUGAUGCUAGGGAUCUUCGACGCCCUCUUCUCUGGCAUCCUACAGAGCUCUAGAUUCAAGGCUGGAUUUGUCUCUGGAUACGUCAUCUCCGCUUCCCACCUCGGCAUGCCCAGACAUCCGUCUCACAUAUGCUUUCACCAUUCCCUUGCUUCGAUUCUUUUUUUUCUUCCUUUUAUGAGUUGCAAUUUUCUCUUCGAUCUAUGCCUUUGUUUGUAAUUUCUGUUCAGAUUUUGGUAUUUUAGGACUUUGGAGAUGGCCGAUGUUGCUCGAGCGAUUUGCACCGUGACUCCUAACAUUAUGUUCAUUGUUGAUGCUGGUGGAUAAAAUUGUUGAAGCAUAGGUAGUUUCAGAUUCUCACAUUUGGUUGGUGUGCUUCAUGUAAAAUCUCUUUAUGACUGGUAUAAAGCUCCUAAUUUGUGACAAGAAGGCUGAAUCCAGCAUGGCCAUGGAUAGGAAUAAUUCAACAGAAAGAGACAUUGCCUUGGAUCUAGAAAGUUGCAUGAAUUCUGUGAAAAAAGAACAGGAAGGAGUAAAGGAUAUAGGAAUUCUGAGUAGCUUUGACAUUGAUGCAUUUUUAAAACCGGACAGAGAUGGGCAAUCGGAACAUAGUCGAUCUAGCUCUUCUGAACAUUCUUACACAGAUGAGGAGGCUUUGGUUGACAAGAGGGUUGAACCAGAGGAAAAUGUAAGCCUUUUGGAGAAGAAAAUUGAACUUGAGAAGCCAAAAAAGAAAGGGCGCAAGAAGCCACCUAAGCCACCUCGUCCUCCCAACUCUCUGCCUCUUGAUGCUACUAACCAGAAGCUGAUGAAGGAGAUCGAGGAAAUUGCAAGGUUGAAGAGAGAGAGGAUUCAACGAAUGAAAAUCAAGAUGAAGAAUGCUAAAUCAACACAUUCUAAUAGCAGCCUUUGGGCCUUGCUCGUCACCAUUCUUUUCAUCCUUGUUAUAAUCUGGAAAGGAGUCUAUUCUCGAGGAAGCUACAGACUCGGCUUCUAUGGUACACCUGAAUCAUCAGCACAAAGUAGAGGUGGAUUUGUUUCCAUUCAGUUUUACAAGAACGUCUCAGCAAAUCUUCAUUCUCCGGCCUCAUCAGCUUCCCCCAAUAACUUAGAACAUUAGUCAUGAUGGGUUGCAGAUGGAAAAGCUAUCAGGGAAGCUUUGAAUAACAAAGUCUCAUAAAUCAUUUACUUUCUUGGUGUUUUUUUCUUAGAUUCAAUAAGUCAACUAUGUACAGAGACGGACAGAAGUAGCCUCUUUCUUGAUAGAACAGUUGUGUUUAUGAAACAGAUGCCUCGGAAAUACUUUUGUGCAUGAUCACCACACAUUUUUUUGUUAA